Phoenix dactylifera (date palm) is the source of this 1770-nucleotide messenger RNA. The record is from RefSeq and is a predicted model, not a curated record. NCBI's taxonomy places the organism in Eukaryota, Viridiplantae, Streptophyta, Magnoliopsida, Arecales, Arecaceae.
UCUAAAGUUUAAUUACCAAUUGCUCCUUGAGCGUCGCUCGCAUAUCUCCCUCCCGCCCGUUGCCGUCUUCCGCCCUAUUCACUCCCAGUUGUCUAUUCCAUGGAGCCCUCCUUGCCCUCCCAUUCCUCGAAGUCGUUGCCCUUCCCUUUCCUUCGAGUUUGAGGGCUAGGGUUUUCCCCACUCCUCCGACACCGAGCUCUCCUUUCCUUCUCUUCUCUCCCAAACCCUAACCCUAUCCGUCGCUCCUUCGCGGACGUCCUCCGCCUCUGUUCCCAUGGAUUAUGGAUAUCGAGCAGCCGAAGACUCCAAUCCCUUGCUCUUCUCCUCCACCUCCUCCUCCGCCUCCACCACCACGAAUAGCUAUUUCACGGAGCAGGCAUUGCGCGCGGGCUACAUUGACGUUGGGGGAGACAUCAGAAGGGGCGAUUUUAUGCAGCCGAUCACAUCCAGAGAAGCCCUGCAGCGAGAGCUCCAGAAGGAGCGGAUCCGGGAGAGCUCAUCGCGAGAGACAUCGCUCGAAGGAGAAUCUUGGAGGAAGAAGUGAGGAGGGAGUUGGAACUCGAGCGCGCGAUGGCCGUGAGACGGCUUCAGCCGGAGAGGUACUCCUCGGUGGCGGGGGCCCGGGUGCACCCUGAGGCGGGAUUAGAGCGUGGAAUGCAGAUUGGUCUAGAAGCUAGAAUUGUGGACAGGUUCGGGGCCCCUCGGGUGCCAUAUGUCUCCAGAAGAUAGGGUUCAUGAGUGGUCACCUCCUCCAUCACUUCCUCCCAAACCGGUGGUGAGAAGGAAGCUGCUUCUGCCUCAGCAACAGCCUGAGGUGUCGCACUUUAGACAGAUUACGCCGUCAAAGCCAAAAUUAUCUGGAAUGAAGAGGAAAUCAGUGGCUGUUACAGGAGGAAGUGAACUUCCUAGGCCAUCCAAUAAGGAAUGGAGUUGUGCUCUCUGUCAGGUGAGUGCCACCAGCAAGCAGGGCCUGGAUGAACACCUCGAAGGCAAAAAACACAAAGCCAAUCUAGAAGCACUAGUUGAAGGCAAGAAACCCAAAGCCACAGAAGCACCACUUGGUGCUAACAAAUUCAGAAGAACCAAGAAAGCUGUAGGCUCGACAUCUGUGACAAAGGUAACCGGCAAGUCAUUGCCAACAGAGGGUGCAUCAACCAAUGGGCCUGUGAAGAAUCAAAGAGAAGACAAGAAGCAACAGACGGUUCAGAAGAAGAACUACCGCUGCGACCUAUGCAAGGUGAAAUGCAACAGUGAGGUCAUGUUGGCCUGUCACCUACGUGGGAAGAAGCAUAUCGCCCAGCUUGAGGAGUCGAAAAAGGACGGCAAACCCAGGAUGCCGGCCAGUGCUGGAAAGAAGGUAAAAGUAAAUCAAACAGCAAAGAGAGAGGAGGUAGAGGAAGAAGAUAAGAAGGCAGAAGCUCAAUGAUUGAAGGAUCAAGAGUUGCUGAUUUUGUCUGUGAAUGCCAAAAGGACGGUAAGACGGAAAACCUAAUUCAAGUAGGGUAGCGAGUUCUUCGGACUUGCUGACAUAGGUAAGAUGCAAGUGCCUAGCCUUGAUGGCACUGUAUAGAACUGGUAUGGGCGUUUGGUGAAUAAUGUUAGGUUGAGAACUCUUUCAUAAUGCCCUCUGUCAAGUUGGGGCGAUGAUGCUUUGGUGAAAGCAUAUGAUAAAGUUUAAUUUUACCUUUAGAAUUUACAAGCUUCAGAUGCCUCUGCCAAAUGGAAAUGUGCUGCUGUAUGCCUAAUAUUAAUCAAGAUUGUUGUGUUCUU